Schistocerca nitens (vagrant locust) is the source of this 3790-nucleotide messenger RNA. Its product is annotated as abnormal cell migration protein 10-like. The record is from RefSeq and is a predicted model, not a curated record. Bases 271 to 3678 code for a protein of 1135 amino acids. The transcript is spliced from 18 exons. Lineage: Eukaryota; Metazoa; Arthropoda; Insecta; Orthoptera; Acrididae. Gene Ontology annotation, biological process: signal transduction.
CGUAGAACUACGGAGACGGCGAGUGUUCUCAGAAGGCACGGAUUGCGUGGGCGCCAUAGCAGUGGCAGACAGCUUAUUAGUUUGGAGAAGAGUGUGUGCGCCGCAGGGCGAUGUGAAGUGCGCCAGAUCAGAUCGUGUCGCGAGUGAGUGAGUGAGUGCCGGCGGUUUGUUCGCGAUCCUCGCCCGAAACUCGGAAGUCAGCGGGCGGCUGCUUGUCGACCAGUCACGCCCACGUCUUUGCCUUUCAUCUUUUUACCCUGAUCGGCGGCCAUGGAGGGCUACCACCAGCAGCAGCACCAGCUGCAGCUGCAGCAGCAGCACGACUCCUCCUACAACUCGACCAGCGAGAACGAGAUGGAGUCCGACGCAGAGGACGACCCCGAGAAGCUGCUCAACGCCUGGCUGGGCGAGCUCCACUCUCUCACCGGGGGCCUGGACAGCGUGGCGCAAUGCGCGAUGCGGCCACUCAACUCGCAUCUCAACACGCCGAGGAUAGACAGCUACAGGUUCAGCAUGGCCAACCUAGAGGACUCGCAGGAGACGGAGCUGGACGCCAUCUUGGGCGAGCUGUGCGCCCUGGAGACGCAGUGCGACCAGGCGCUGAGUGCCAACGCCGCCGCCAGGCGGCAGCACCUGCAGCCCAAGCCCGCGGCCGGUGAGCCGCAGCCCGCCCCCGCCCCCGCGCGGCAGCAGCAGCAGCAGCAGCAGCCCCGGAUGACGCACUCGCGCUCCAGCUCCGAGGGCGCCCGGGCCAAGCCGGAGGGCGACGACGCCGGCCGCGAACACGUGGUGCGGACGGACAGCCCCGACAACGACUCCGCCUUCUCGGACAACGUGUCGAUGCUCUCCAGCGAGAGUUCGGCGUCCAGCGGCGGCAGCGGCGGCCGGGUGGUGGGCGCGUCCGGAGCCGCCGACCCCGGGAAGGCCGGGCAGCCCGUCUCGCCGACGUCGCAGACGGACGUGGCGAGCCGCGCCAAGGCGGAGAAGAUAAAGAUCGCACUGGAGAAGAUGCGGGAGGCGAGCGUGAAGAAGCUCUUCAUCAAGGCGUUCGGCGGCGACGGCAGCUCCAAGAGCCUGCUGGUGGACGAGUCGAUGACGGCGGGCCACGUGGCGCGGCUGCUCGCCGACAAGAACCACACCGCCAUGGACCCGGGCUGGGCCGUCGUCGAGCACCUGCCCGAGCUGCACAUGGAGCGUGCCUACGAGGAUCACGAGCUGCUGGUGGAGAACCUGCUGAUGUGGACCCGCGACUCGAAGAACAAGCUGCUGUUCGUGGAGCGGCCCGAGAAGGUGGCGCUCUUCACCGGCCCGGAGCUGUUCCUGCUGCCGCCCGGGCAGCGCGGCUGCGCGCAGUCGGACUUCGACGACCACUCCCGCACCCUGCUGCUCGAGGAAUUCUUCUCGGGCGGAGCGGGCGUGCCGGAGGUGGAGGGCCCGCUGUUCCUCAAGUCGGACUCGAAGAAGGGCUGGAAGCGGCACCACUUCGUGCUGCGCGCCUCCGGCCUCUACUACCUGCCCAAGGAGAAGGCGCGCGGCGGCGGGGGCGGGUCCUCUGCCCGCGACCUCGCGCACCUCGCCUCCUUCGACGUCAACCAGGUCUACUACGGCGUGGGCUGGCGCAAGAAGUACAAGGCGCCGACCGACUUCUGCUUCGCCAUCAAGCACCCGCGCCUGCAGCAGCCCAAGUCGACCAAGUACAUCAAGUUCCUGUGUGCCGAGGACGAGGCCUCGCUGCACCGGUGGGUCGUCGGCAUCCGCCUCGCCAAGUUUGGCCGCCAGCUGAUGGACAACUACCGGGCGCUGGUGGACGAGCUGGCGCAGGACGACCUGGACCAGCUGGCGCAGGCGCGCUCCUGCUCCGUCAGUUCCAUCGCGCCCGCGCUCGGGGGCGGCGGCGCGCGGUCCGGCGUGACUGGGGGCGCGGGCUCGCCCUCGGACUCGCCCGGCGGGGGCGGGGGCACGGCGGCGGACGCCGUCUCGACCGGCUCCAGCUCGAGCGGCUGCCUGAGUGACGGGUGCUGCGGCAGUGCGGCCGGCAGCGGCGGCACCGCCUCCACGCUCUCCGGCAACACGGCGGCCGCCGGGUUCGAGUGCGACUUCCCGACGACGGGCACGAUCAAGCGGAAGCCGUCGGUGAACCCGAAGCUGCCGCUGACGUCGAUCACGCGGCAGCUGAAGGAGGUGGGUGAGACCGUGGCCUGCACCCCAUCGACGCCUUCUCCCUCGACGGCGGCCACCACGCCCACGUCCGUCUUCUCCCCGUCGGUCGACCUGGCGGAUUCUGUGAACGUCAACGUGGGCACUAUCCAGAGAGCAGGUUCGGUGCGGAGGCGGCGGUCGUGCCAGAUGCCUUCGACGCCGGACGGCGGGGGCGGCGCGGACGGCGGCAGCAACUCGAGCACCCUCAAACGGCACCACAGCGUCGGGGGCGGGUCGGCCCGGAGCUCCGCCUCCGCCUCCUCGUCCAGCUCGUCCACCCCCGUCAGGGAGCCACCCCCACCGCUGUCCGUGCCGGCAGAGCCGGAGGUGGAGGAGGAGCUGCCGCCGCCCCCGCCGGACAUGUUCGAGAGCACGCUGAGCCUGGACUCGCUGCCGCCCCCGCCGCCGCCGCAGCCUGCCGAGCUGUCGGGCAGCCGGCUGAGCCUGGCCUCUCUGCCCCCGCCGCCCCCGCCUUACCGCCCGCCGCCCCCUGCACCGACGCCCGCGCCGCCCUCGGACGCCUCCGCCCCGACAGACUGCCAGUCGCCGACGCGCCGGGGGCCACUCGCCGCCCCUCCUCCGGUGUACUCGGCGCCUCCGUACCUGGCGGAGCUGAAGGCGGCGGGUGCGGCGCCGUGCGGCCAGCCGGGGUCUCCGCUGGCGAGCAGGCGGCCCGGGUCCCCGCCGCCUCCGACGCCGCCCCCGGCGACGCCUCGCAGCCCCGUGCCGCUCGCCGAGACGCAGCAGAGGUCGCGCACUGCUGGGAAGAAGAUCUCGUUCGCCAUCCCGGCAGAGAGCCCGGGGGCGGACGGCACGCGGUCCCUGCCGCCCCCCGCCUCCCGCAAGCCGCCGCCGCCCCGCCGGUCGGAGUCGACGCGGCUGACGACGCUGCCGGCUCCGCAGCAGCUGGCCCCGCCCCCGAAGGACUUCCUGAAGGACCUGCAGAGGGUCAUGAAGAAGAAGUGGCAGGUCGCACAGAAGUGCAAGGCCGACCUGUCGACGACACCGCACGAGGUGCUCGGCUUCCGCGACGCGCCUCCCCCGCCGCUGCCGCCUCCGGACGUCCGGCGGGAGAACAGUGUGCUGGACUGGGUGCAGGAGCACUACGGGGGCGGCGGGGGCGGUGCGCCCCACCAGUACAACCUCUACGAGAACGUCUACCUGGUGGGGGGCGGCGGGUCACCCGCCCACGCGCCGCCCGCCGUCAACGGCCAGCACUGCCCGCCGUACUGUCACCACCCCCACCCCCGGCACCCGGACGGGGCACCGCCCCCGACAGCCGUGGACUACCGAGCAGGUCCGGCUCCGGGCUCGCGGCUCUCCCGUCAGAACAGCGUGGCGGCUGCCAUCGCCGCCAAGAAGAGGCCGCCGCCGCCGCCCCCGAAACGCUCGGAGACGACGCAGCUGACGACGAUGGCGGUUCCGCCGCACGCGCGGGUGCCCCUGCCGCCGCCUCCGCCGCCGCACCCCUCGCGCUGACGCCGCCCCCGCGGCCGGUAGAGCUGCGCCCCCGGCCGUCCCCGCGGCCGCCGCCACCACCCUUGCGGACUCAUCUGACGGCCGGCGGGGUCGCGCCGGGGUCACGGGAAGU